AUGAUAUUUUCCGAUCACAGAAGGUGCCAUACAAACGAAAACAGGAACCAUUCAAAGCUCGACCUUCUUCUCAUUGAUGUUGGCCACUUCUGCCUUGUGUCUGCAGACUCAACUUGCAGAUACAUCACUUUAAGCUAUGUAUGGGGGAAUAUGCCAUUUCUCAAAACCACAACACACAACCUCCCACAACUCCGCAAAGAAGGGGCACUUGUACAAGCCAAUGGUACUCCUACGGUCAUCACCGAUGCAAUCCUUCUCACGAGAUCUAUCGGAGAGAAGUACCUCUGGGUCGACGCAUUAUGCUUGGUACAAAACGAUAACGUAGCAAAAUAUCGUGGAAUUAACCAGAUGCACAAGAUAUUCGCGCAAGCAUGCCUUACCAUCGUAGCGGCUUCCGCACGAGAUGCAUAUUCAUGUCUACCAGGAGUCCGGAGUGCUACGCGGUUGUCUCUUGUAUCAGACGCAAUAGGCGGAAUCCAACUCACGAAGGCUAUGCCAAGCGCUUUCAAAGAGUAUACCGGCACAAUACAUCAAUCUCGAGGGUGGACGUUUCAAGAAAUCCUGCUUUCGCGCAGGUGUCUGAUAAUCACAUAUGACCAGCUCUACUUUCGCUGUCUAUCCAAUUUGAGGUGCGAAAUGGACGAGAAAAAUGCAGAAACGGGAUUAGCAUCUGGCCAGAACAACAACUCCUCGCUAGAUCCAUAUAUUAGCCUAUAUGCGAAUCUUGUAGAGUCGUACACUCAUCGGCAUCUCACUUUUGAGGCAGAUGUCCUCAACGCAUUUGCAGCUCUACAAGCGACAUUGAGUAAGCAAAUGAAGGCUGGGUUUGCCUUCGGAAUGCCCCUAGCGAAUCUAGGAAAGGCUCUGCUCUGGACUACGAAACACCAAGGUGCUCCCAGACGACACAUUGAUCAUGAGAUCUUUCCCAGCUGGUCAUGGAUCUCUUGGCAAAAUCAGGUUCAAUGGACAUGGCCGAUCAUGCCAUAC
Molecule: messenger RNA, 987 nt
Organism: Aplosporella prunicola CBS 121167
Lineage: Eukaryota; Fungi; Ascomycota; Dothideomycetes; Botryosphaeriales; Aplosporellaceae
Exons: 2
Source: RefSeq, a predicted model, not a curated record